Messenger RNA from Papaver somniferum (opium poppy), 618 nucleotides. RefSeq lists its product as uncharacterized. The transcript has a single exon. NCBI's taxonomy places the organism in Eukaryota, Viridiplantae, Streptophyta, Magnoliopsida, Ranunculales, Papaveraceae. The record is from RefSeq and is a predicted model, not a curated record. The coding region runs from base 1 to 618 and encodes 205 amino acids.
AUGAGUACAUUCAAAGCUCUGUAUGGUUACAAUCCUCCUCACCUUGCUUUUCCCUUGCACUUUGAUACUACUGUGGAAGCUGUGGAGGACUACUUGAAGAAUAAGGACAUUGUUUUAAACAUUUUGAAAGACACUCUCUUAAGGGCUCAAGAGAGAAUGAAGUUGUUUGCUGAUUUGAAGAGAACUGACAGGAUUUUUGAGGUGGGUGAUAUGGUUUAUCUCAAACUUCAACCCUACAGGCAAGCUUCUCUUGCUUUGCGCAAGAGCUUCAAGUUACAGGCAAAAUAUUAUGGUCAUUUCAAGGUGAUUCAGAAGGUAGGCAACCUGGCUUAUAAAUUACUACUACCUCCAGGCUCUAGAAUCCACCCAGUGUUCCAUGUAUCCCAGCUUAAGAAGCAGAUUGGUGUGUCUCAUAUCCCUUCUCCUCAGCUACCUGUGGUGGAUCAUGAAGGUCCGAUAGUGAUUGAUCCUGCUGAUAUUUUAGCCACCAGAACUUUCUCCAGGAAUGUCUCUGAUAUAUUACAACUCCUUAUCCAAUUGACCAACGCCUCUGCAGAAAAUGCCACUUGGGAGGAUGCCACACACAUUGCUGCUCACUUUCCAGAUUUGUAUCCUUGA